AUGAAUAUCAGCUCACCAUUACUCGCUUUGCCCGAAGAGGGAAAGAAAAGGCGGACGAAGCUGAUCCGGUUGAGAAAUGGGCACUACAGAAGAAUCGUUGACAUCUCGGAUAUUGAGGAAAGAAAAUUAAUUCCCAGUAUAUGUCGUUGUGCUUGCGUCAGCCCCCGAAAGGAUGAAGCUGAGAACGAAGGAAAAUGGGAAGACUUGAAAAAUGGCAAGAGCUCAAAGGAGUAUGAUGAAAAGAGCGAUUACAUGGAAUCUGAAAAGAAAGAAUCAUACACGCUUGCGAUAAACGAAGAGGAUCAAACAGAGGACUUGUAUUCUAAAACAAUCUCCUUCACAUCUAUUACGCCUACGAGCAUAAGGAGUGAAGAAGGAGAAUCUCGCAAGAAACUGUCCCUGCUGGAUGCGAAGGAAGAAGAGGAAGCGGAAGAAGAGGAAGCGGAAGAGGAGGAAGAGGCGGAAGAAGAAGAGGAAGAAAAAGACGAAAUAGAAUCUAUUGUUGAAGAAAAAGAGGAGGAAAAAAAACAAGUUCUACCUGAAGCAAAGAAACUAAUAGAACCAUCCAAAACGCUGAUGAGAGGAACGAAGACAAACAUCUAUUUCUUGUCGAAUAAAGAAAUGGUACAAACUUUAAUGUGUUACAAUUACAAUUGCAAUGCUGUUGUCUUCGAAAAAGACACCUUUCUAAGGUACCUUUACAUGAAAUCUAUUAGCAAUAUCAUACUGAAUGAGCGCAUGAUUGAUGAGCUGUGCAAACAGGAGGAUUUAAAAUAUGUCCUAACCAGUAAUGCCAUAGUUUUAGAGUCUACAGAUUUUCUCAAGCCACUGAUUAUAGAAUUUGAGUCAUCCAUUUCGAAGAGAGUAUUCGUUAGGCAUCUCAAGCACAACGCAAAGAAAGAAAUAGACAUGAAAAAAUACCACGACUACAUGGGAGAACUUAACACGAGCGAAAAAAUACGUCUCAUGAAGAUUGAAAGGUUCCACUCCCUUAAUAAGAUGAUCCAGAGCAACUGA
Molecule: messenger RNA, 1017 nt
Organism: Plasmodium cynomolgi strain B
Lineage: Eukaryota; Apicomplexa; Aconoidasida; Haemosporida; Plasmodiidae
Exons: 2
Coding region: 1-1017 (338 amino acids)
Source: RefSeq, a predicted model, not a curated record